Calliphora vicina (urban bluebottle blowfly) is the source of this 596-nucleotide messenger RNA. RefSeq names its product peptidyl-prolyl cis-trans isomerase NIMA-interacting 4. The transcript is spliced from 2 exons. Gene Ontology annotation, molecular function: peptidyl-prolyl cis-trans isomerase activity; DNA binding. NCBI's taxonomy places the organism in Eukaryota, Metazoa, Arthropoda, Insecta, Diptera, Calliphoridae. The record is from RefSeq and is a predicted model, not a curated record. Gene Ontology annotation, cellular component: nucleus. Gene Ontology annotation, biological process: rRNA processing. Bases 65 to 460 code for a protein of 131 amino acids.
ACCUCACAUUUUAUAAUUAUUUUUUAAGAAACCAAUAUAUAGAAUAUUAAUAAAGUAAUUAAAAAUGCCUCCCAAAAAGGAUAACAAGGGUAAAGACAACAAAGGUGCUGCCGGCGGCAAGAAGGGAGGAGCAGCUGCAGAAGACAAAGGCAAAGAAAAGAAAGGAGGCAAUGCUGUUAAGGUGAGACAUAUUUUAUGCGAAAAACAAGGUAAAAUUAUGGAGGCCAUGGAAAAAAUAAAAGCCGGUCAAAAGUUCCCUGAAGUAGCAGCCGCCUAUAGUGAAGACAAAGCACGUUCAGGUGGUGAUUUGGGUUGGCAGAUACGUGGCGCCAUGGUGGGACCAUUUCAAGAUGCUGCCUUUGCUUUACCCAUUUCGACUGUCAAUAAUCCCGUGUACACUGAUCCGCCAAUCAAAACUAAAUUUGGUUACCAUAUUAUAAUGGUAGAAGGCAAAAAAUAGGAAAUAGUUAAAGUAAUUACGAAUUUUUUUUAUAAUUAUUGAAAUAAGAAACACUUUUGUAAUAAAGCUCAACGGAAAAGGAUUAUUCAAAUAUAAAAACGGCUUCUGUACUGCCAAGUUAAAUUGUUUAACAAAA